Molecule: messenger RNA, 7602 nt
Organism: Amphibalanus amphitrite
Lineage: Eukaryota; Metazoa; Arthropoda; Thecostraca; Balanomorpha; Balanidae
Product: mucin-17-like
Exons: 12
Coding region: 172-7335 (2387 amino acids)
Biological process (GO): protein linear polyubiquitination; proteasome-mediated ubiquitin-dependent protein catabolic process
Cellular component (GO): LUBAC complex
Molecular function (GO): ubiquitin binding; ubiquitin-protein transferase activity
Source: RefSeq, a predicted model, not a curated record
GGGACCCUGUCACGCCUCUCGGUGGCUGCUGGUCCCCGGCUGUGGUACAAACGGAAGAAACCGGAGGAGAGCAAACCCUCGGACGCCCGCGAGCGGCGCGGCCGCAGGGACCGGCGCAGUCGCAGUGAGCGUGCCGCCGAGCCGGACGGUGAGCUAGACUGGCUGGCGGACAUGGUGUACGCUCGAAGCAGCGCUGCGCCGCCGGAGGGCACGGUGGAGAGACGACUGCAGGUCCUCCGCCACCUGGCUGACCAGGAGGAGCGCUCAGAGCCGUCCCCGGCACCGGCACCAGCUCCGGCUACAGUUCCCACUCCGGCUCCGGCUCCGGCCUCCUCCCUGACGCCCGCAUCAGCCGAGUCUCCACUCCAGCGAUCGGUAUCGUCCACCAAACCUUCCGAGCCGCCCAAAAGCGACCCCGAGCCGUCACAGCCGCCGCUCCCGGCCAAGAACCGCAGUCCUCUGAGAAGUCUAUUCGGCCGCGAUCGCUCGCCGAAACAGUCCUCGUCUCGUGGUGACCCUUCCGCCGCCCGUCCGCGGUUCUCAAUGUUAGCCAACAUCAGUGCGCUGGAUCGUGAAGCCGCUCAGCUGAUCGAAGGGCGGGCCGAUCAAUCGGCUACUUUACCGUCACACUCGCACCUGGGCGGCGCUCUAGGCGGCGUUGAUGAUGAUUGUGGUGCACAAGGAGACGAUGGAACGCUGGUGGCGAGUGGGAAAUCUCACGCCGAAAUGGAGCGUGAGAAACGUGAGACGUGUCAGACGAUAGCGAUGCUGGUUAGGGAGAAGUUUGAGGAGAAGGGAGAGGAGACAGAGACUGAGAAGUGCUCAGCGCCGGUGAGUGGGGGAUCUCCGAAAGGAUCGGCGCUGGAAAGGGGAGCCGCUGGCGGUCCUGCAUCGAGCUCGCCUGAGGAAGCGAAGCAGGGUUUGAAGACGGAGAGAAGUAGAGUCUCGUGUGGUGCGUCGAGUGCAACAUCGGGUCUUAGUGAUAAGCCGAAGGAAAGUGCUGAAAAUAAGGCAAGUAAUACAAAGGUGCAGAAUGUUUCUAGCCCUGUAUCACUGCGCUCUGAUUCUGCAGCUCAGAAAAACAACAGUGUGACUCAGUCCCCAAAACAAGCAUCUCCCCCUUCGAAUGUCUCUCGAGGCAAAAUGGUGCGUCAAGAAAGCUACCCCGCCGACAGAAACCCAUUCGACGAAGGUCCUCAGCAAAGCGGGAAUCCCUUUGAAGACGCGGACGAGCCCGUGCCCAGGUCGAAACAGCACGGCGUUUAUGACAACGUCGUGCUGGCGCCAGUCCAGUCGACCAACCCGUUUGGCGAGGAUGAGUACCCGGACACGAUAAACCCGUUCGCAGAUGAUGUGGACGCAGAGAUUGAGCCGCCGGCGGCGGCGGCUGAGUUUGCUCCGUCCGCGCCGCGGCAUGAGGACAGUGCCGAGAGGUGUGUCAAACCAAACCAGUCUCCAGCAAAGGAUGAUAAAUUGGCAAAGACCGACCUUCAACCGGUGACAUCCAGCGGACGUGCAAAGUCUGACUCUCCUCGAGAAGCACGCCGAGGGGACCCCGAGCCGCCAGAGCCCGCCCCUCGGCUCAGUGUGCGUCAGGGAAGUGUUUCCGCCCAGGAAACCCCCCGUCCAGUGACGGUCUCGGCCGGAGGAGCCACUCCACAGCGAGACGGAGACAUCCCGACUCUGGUGCGCGACCUGAACCAGUUCCUGGACACGACCAUGCAAACUCUCAGCUCUCCGGGCGCCCAGAGGCGGCAGGCGGCGCUGGCUCGUGCGGAGGCGGCCUCUGUGCCCUCUGCCGGCUGGUCAUGUAGUCGGUGCACACUCAUCAACCGAGCGGUGUUGUCUGCCUGUCAGGCGUGCGGCUCGCGACGGCCCGGCGCGCCUGACUGGAGUGCCGAAAUGCAGCGCUACUUUGGCGGCAGCCCGCCGCAGCCGACGCCUCGAAAGGAGAGUCUGGGUGUCGUACAGGGCGGCGUGGCCCACCGUCUCGGCACGUUCCCCGGUCAGGGCUCUCUGGGAACACGGUCGUUGAGUCGGGAUAGCGCCUCGCCGCGUCGGGCGAUGCCUGCUCGAGGUGACCACCGCAGCCUGGAACUGGGUGAUGACGCAUUGAACGCCUGGGGUGGUGGUGGGAGGCCGACGGUGGAGAAAGAGGAGGGUAGCAAACGGCGCACGUCGAAUGGACCUGUGACCCUGGCCGGGAGUGUAUUUGGCUCGGCAGGUGCCGCGGCGAAGGAUCGGCAAGAAGCUACUAGUCGGAGAGCGGAACCGAAAGAAUCCCUCACUGCCGCCGACCGGCGCAGUUUCUUCAGUGAUUCUCGGGGUUCAGGGCCCACUCAGAGAGAAAAUCAACCCGAGCGAGCCGAGCCAGCCGUCAAGAAACGCCCCAACCUACCAUCGACGUUUGUGGCUCAGUUACUGCAGCGGGAGGCGUCUCAGGCAGCACCGUCUGCUGCUCCAACCUCGACAGAGUCUGCGUCUCGUCCGUCAACGAGUGAUGAGCCAGACAUGGAUGAAGUACGCCGCGCCCGACUGGCGUUCUUCGCUCAGCGGCAGGCGGCACGCGGCUCGCAGGAGCAGCAGGCCGCGGCGCCGACGCCCUCUGGAGAGGACAGUCACCGGUCCAGCUCUGCGUCGCUCUCUGCUGAUCCCACCGACGCUGACGAUGCUGACGAUGAAUCAGAGUCAGACUCGACAUCAGUGUCCGGUCACGUUCCACCCUCUGAGUGGCGGUCUUCGGAUGUGACUCCUGCCGCCGCAGCGACCACCACCCCUUCGACCGCCGGUCCGGCCACACCUGCCCCGCCGCCGUCCGCACCGCCUCUGGGUACUCUGGGACGCGCCUACAGCGCUGCUGAACCUUCACUACCAGCCAUCAAGGAAGCCUCUCCUUCUGACUACCUAGAGGAGACCCGUGGCGCGGCGCCGCCGCCGACCGUCCACGAGUAUGAGGACGUGGAGGUCGCCCCGCGUCCCUGGAAGCUCUCUCCGGCCGAGAAGGCUCGCCGCCGACCGGCGGGGAAACCCCAGUGGCGUGGCGACUCCCUGAUUGUGCCGGACGGUCGAGGAGGCCGUGUGCGCUGUGUGGUGGAGCGGGACUCAACUGCGCCUCAGUUUGUGAUCAGGGACGGCGUGUUGUACAGUCAGCUACCGACUCCGGCAGCGGUAGAGAGCCGUGCGCUGCCACCGCGAGACGCCGCUGCUCCGGCACCGGCACCCGCUUCGACAGAUUCGGCACCCCCACCGGAGCAACAACAAGAAAAGACAACGACGGCGACUACGGCGGCAACGGCGGCAGCGGGCGCAGAAGAGGAAGCAGUAGACCCGGCCGGCGCUACCUGCAACGGCCCCACAACCAGCUCGGCUCCCUUCCCCACAGAUGUCAGCACUGCCGCGGACAGCGGCGGCAGCGGUGGCGCUGCAGACCGUCCAGGGCGUCUGGAGUCCGACCAAGGCUGCUCAGACCUGAUGCUGGAGCUACAGCGCGCCAUAGACUGUGGCCAGCACAGGGAGGCGGCGGCGCUGGCCCGCCGGCUGGCGGCUCUGAAGGCAGAGAAAAGCCGACUGGCCAGCACGGUUAUAACAGUGAACCUAUUCGUCGAGGACCGCAAGUGUCACGUGGGCCCCAUUCCGCUCCGGCUGUCACCACUGAUGGCCGUACACGAGCUCAAAACGCAGAUUGAGCGCGACUAUGCUCUGCCGGUGUCGUGCCAGCGCUGGAUCCUGGACAGCCGGCUGGUGGAGCCAGAAGCCGAGCACCGCAGUCUGGUGGAGAGCGGGGUCGGAGACGGGUCGGCCGUGUACCUGUACCUCACCGUGCCGCCAGGGGCGGCCGACUUCUACCGGGACCGACCCAUCUCCACGGCAGCUCUGUUCCGCGCCACGCCGCCGCCCAGCGCCCCCGAGCCCGCCCCCGCCCCCGCCCCCGCCCGGGCCGCGGCGGGCGGCCGACAACCGUCGGCCAGCGGCGACGAGUUUCACGACGCCGACGAUGGCUCGGAAGGCGCUUCGACGGCGACGACGACGACAGCGGCAAAUAAAGCACGUGACGUCAAGCGAAGUUCCGUCGCGGACGUUGCACCGAGUCCCUCAAAGGGAGAGACUGUUGAGAAUGGGGUCCAAACCCGGAGUCGGCUCUCUGGCGUGCCGAACGGUGUGGACGCGGAGGCGUGCGUGAGUGAUGUGACAUCUACCGUUGGAGAUGGGAAACAGAAGUGCUGUGAUGCGACCGAAGGGCCGCGCGCGUUGCCGAUGGAAAGGCGAACCGAUUCGGAGGUGCCGCCGCCGCUGCCUGCCAAGAGGCGCCAGCUGACGGGCGUGACGUCACCGCCGGGCUCGCUGCAGCGGCGCACAGGUGCGGACGCCCAGCUGGAUAAAGAGCGGGAUCCCAGCUCUGCACCAGGUGGCGGCUUCACUCAGCAGACCCUAGCCCGCGAGCGCUCCCCACCAACCGGCACCGUACCCUCCUUGCCAGCGUUCUCCCCUCCCCUCCCUACCACUCCAGACCCUUCAACCGCUGUGGGUUCGACACAUACUGCCGAGACUGGAUCCACGGUAGAACAGAACGGUCUACUGACGGUGCGGGAUGGAGCCUCUCCUCCGCCACCACUGCCUGCCAAACAGCGCUCCCCGAGCUCCCUGAGGCGGCGUGACACGGUGGAGAAAGCAAGGAAUGGCAUCGACCAGCUGACAGCGGGGCAUGUGUCAUCGAGACAGGUGUCAUCAAGUCAGGUGUCAUCAGGACAGUCGUCAUCGGGACAGGUGUCAUCAGGACAGUCGUCAUCAGGACAGUCGCCUGCCAGACGCGUAUAUCCGGAGCCAGGUGGCGCGUCGCUCAAGCUACCGGGCAUCGCCGCGCUGGUACUACGAGAGGACGGAACGCCCAUGAAUGCUAUGCCGACGGGAAGCGGGGCUAGGACGGCAGACGUGACAGUGUCGUCUAUGCAGGGUGCAACUGCGCCCUCCAUGGCGGUGCCUGGAACGAGGACGGAAGGUGAUUUUGGGGACAGGAAAGGUCCCAGCGGAUCUCGCCCAUUUCAGAUGACGAAUGGUGUAGCGUAUGGUGACCGAGGACCGGUAGGUAGCCAGAAUUCGAAACUGGCCGCCGUUAAAACCUCGACUAUUCAAUCGUCUAUGAAAUCUGAUUUGUCACCAUUUACAACGCAGAAGGCUAUUACGGGUCUGGGUGAUCGCACCAGUGCCUACAUUUCUCCCAUUUCGUCGACCGCUUAUCUUGAUUCUAACGAUACUUACAGUAGUCCACCAACCUCACCCGCGCCAUCCACAUCUUCCACUGCCUUUGCCACGUCCUCAUCCCCCUCAGCAUCCACAUUUCCUGCCUCCACUCCCGUCCCCGCCAGUCGGAACACAGCUGACUCCGUUGCGACAGUGAUGACGGCCAUAGUGCCUGAUAUGCACUCCGAACCAAUGAAGGCCAUAUCAAUGGCCGCCUGCACAGCUGUGAAGGUGACCAGUCCCCCAGCUACACUGAUGGCGCCAGGUGUGGCUGAAGUUACAGGACAGUCGAAGGUGGCGUCUGACGUCGCAGUGAAGCCAAAGGCUGCUAUAUCGGAUGUCAAGACUCAGUCAAAGUCGGUGGAACCACCCCAUGGAACUGUUCCUCAGCAUAAUAAUUGUGGCGUCAGGGAAACUGCAUCAGUGGAAGGGAAGAAACAUGCGGGUGAAUCGUUAGCUGGAAAACAAUCACCAGAGGAAGCUUCGGCGAUAAAUGGUAUGCUGUAUGGAUCGGAGAAGGUUUUGGCAACGAAGGCAGAGUCAUUCAGGAGCUCUGAUGUACUACAGAGUCCUGGUUUAGUGAGAAGCGUAGUGAGCAGUGUCACGGGUAAGGUAUCUACUGAUGCCUCUUCUACUGCCAAGGAAGAGAAUGUUGCUACUGCUGCUAGCAAUGCCGAGAAGGCCGGCAGUACAUCCCCUCUGAAUGUUGCUAUUCCCGACAAGAAAACGCCAGUCCCGAGUGGUAAAGUAGCCUCUCCGGUCUCCCGCGUCCCAGUUGCGACUUCUCGGUUAGCGAACUCUUUUGGGAAGAAGGCAGAACCUUCUACCGCCUCCAAAGAGGUGGAUGUUAGACCCAAGACGCCAUUUUCCACUGCCAAAGCUACUGGCUCGCCAGCAAAGACGACAGCGAUCUCAAAAACCGUCGCCGUUACCAAGAAUUCAUCACCAGCUGCUAAAACGGGCACAGACGCCUCCCGAUCUCCAUCAAGUUCUUCAGCAUCGUCAUCAGGUGUUGAAACAGCAAACGCUAAACCCACCACAACGACCGUCCAGGCUUCAUCCUAUUCCAAAACCACCACACCCACCACCAAGACCUCGCCUCAAGUCACCAGGACGACAGGAGUCAGCUCUAAGUCCUCGCCGACGGCCAGCCGCCGAGCGGGGGCGGGGGCGGCGGCGGCGGCUCGGGCGGUACGCCGUCAGUCUUCCGGCUCUGUCCUGGAGAAGGUGGCGCUCUUCUCCUGUGGAGGCGGAACUGCAAGCGGAAGCGGAAGCGGAGGCGGUGGCGGAGCUACAAGCGGAAGCGGGAAGACAGCGCCUUCCGCCGGUGCGGUACCCAACUCCAACUACGCGGCACAUCUGGAGGCAAUGCGGCAGCAGCUGGUGCCGAACGCCGAGCGGUUCGAGUGUCCGGUCUGUAUGCUGGACGUGGAGCCGACGGCCGGCGUGGUGCUGAGGGAGUGUCUGCAUACGUUCUGCAGGGAAUGUCUGGAGGGCACAGUGACCCACAGCGACACAGCAGAGGUCAAAUGUCCCUACAUGAGCUCGGAAUAUAGCUGCCAGAGUCUUCUACUGGAGAUCGAGAUCAAAGCGCUGGUGAGUCCGGCUGAGUACGAGCGUCAUCUGGCCCGCUCUCUGAACCACGCCAAGGCCAACGCGUCCGACUCGUUCCACUGCCGCUCCCCCAACUGCACCGGCUGGUGCGUGUUCGAGGACAACGUCAACGUCUUCAACUGCCCCGUGUGCCGGCGACCCAACUGUCUGACGUGCAGGGCCAUUCACGAGGACUGUGACUGUAAGACGUACCAGCGGCGACUGCAGGAUGAAGCCGAGACCAGUGAGGACGCCAAAAAGACACAGCAGUAUCUCGAUGACAUGGUAUCCCGUGGUGACGCGCUGCGCUGUCCCAUCUGUGACGUCAUUCUGAUGAAGAAGUGGGGUUGUGACUGGGUGCGAUGCUCCAUGUGCAAAAACGAGGUGUGCUGGAUCACGGCCCAGCCACGCUGGGGACCUGGGGGCAAAGGAGACAUUUCUGGCGGAUGCAAAUGUGGUGUGAACGGAAAGAAAUGCCACCCGAAAUGUGUUUACUGCCACUGAGCCAAGGCACUGAGCUAAGGUGCGUUUUCGUAGUAAUUGGUGAAUCUAGUACUGGGCAUUAUCGUCCAUAAAUGAUUAAGGGCGAAACCGUUAUCGUUACGGUUCUGUUGUCACCUAUCGUGUGUGCGCGAGGUGCCUUUACUGUGCUUUCACUUGUUGCCAAACUGCUGAUUGUGUGUCAUUGUGGGUAAGAACGACGCUUAUUGUACAAGAUAACGCUGCCAAUGAUCGUCGAAUUUACCAAAUAUAACAUUUUUUGUACCAGAA